AUGUGUUACUGUAUUAAAAGAUAUAUCUUUUUUUAUCUUUUAAUUUAUUACAUAAAUUUUGUAUUAAUUGUUAUUGCAAACAAAGAAUUGUUUGAAUUUUCUGAACCAUCAAAAUGUAAAAAUAAUGAACAUUUUGAUAUUGUGACACUUUCUUGCAUAGAAUGUGAUGUUAACAAAAACUUAAAGCCAUCUGACGAUCGAUUACGAUGUAUUUGUAAUAAAUUUAGUAAAAAAAUUGGUUUCAAAGACGGUUAUCCUAUAUGUAUAUCUUGUGGCAUUAAUGCUACAGUAACAUCAGACGGAAACGAUUGUAUAUCAUGUAACAAUGCAACAUGCAUAUGUUCUUCUAAUGAAAUACAAGUAGACAGAAAUUUAGAUGGAACAUUAUUAGAUACUAUGUAUUGUAUUUCAUGUGUAAAUAAUACUUAUCCAUUUUUGACUGGAUCUAAAUGUUUACCCUGCAAAAAUUUUGAAUAUAAUUAUUAUGAAAGUGAUACAUAUUUUACAAAGUAUUAUUAUACACUGAUACAGAAUUACUGUUUAUAUAAAAAUCCUUUUGAUAAAUUAGCAUGUGAAUAUUUAUCAAAUAUAUGUGUUUUAAGUCUUUAUAGUAAUGAUAUUGCAUGCAAAUUUUUUAUGAAGAAACAAAAAGCAUCUAUAUGGUUAUUUUAUAAUAAAAAUGAAACUACAACUAUAUUAAAUAGCAAACAAAUUACACAAAAUUACAGUUUUAUAAAAGAAAGCAAUGAUAAUAUAUUAAAUUUUACAAUUGUUACAUUUUCUUUACAUGGCAAUUUGAAAUUCAUUGGUAAACCUAAUAUUCCAUGCAAUUUGUUGGAACAUGUUAGAUUUGGUAUUGACUUUGAAAAAAAAUGUAAACUUUCAAUUAAAAAUUUAAUGCAAGAAAAAAUGGAAUUUAUGUAUCCAUAUUUAACAUUUACAAAAAAUAACAAUAAUUUAAUGUAUGCAUUACCUAUACUUAUUGAUUAUAAUAAAAUAUCAGAUUGGCAAUUAGUACGAAAAUUUUUCUUUAUUGACAACAUUAGUGGUUUUAAAAGAUUGUCAAAUUUCACAAUAAAUGAUAGUGAUGAAAAAGAAGAUAAAUUAUCUGUAUUACGUUAUAUGAAAUCAUUAAAUAUAAUUAUUGGAGUUUUGUUAGUAUUGGCUUUACCAUUAUCAGGAAUAAAAACAUUGAAUUAUAUUAAACAACACCAUACUUCUUCUAUUAAUAUAUUUGUAGUUAUUUGGUUUUUUAUUUAUACUAUGAGUACUAUAGGAAAUAUAAUUAUUUUAUGCUUAAUCAUUUUAUGUUUAUAUCUAUUUAUAUUUUAUAAAGGAAGUACAAUACCAUGUAUUUUUUUUCCUGAAGAUAUUAAUGAAAAAAUGAUAAAAACAUUUACAGUAAUAGCAUUUUUUUCUAAAUUUAUAGAAAUACUUGGAUUUAUUUGUCAGUAUUGGAAUAUUGAUAUAUUUUUUAUUGAUUGGGAACAGCCAAAGAUAAUAAAUAAUCAAUGUAAACAUGAUCUUCCAUAUUUAUCUAUAAAUGAGUUUUAUAUCAAUAAAUUUUCUAAAAAUAAACAUUUUCAAAUGACAUCAGAAAUAAUAACAGCCAAACGCAAAAAAAUAUUAUAUAAAUUAAAGAAAUAUGAAAAUUCUAAGAAUUUUAAUAAAUCUUUUUCAGUUGACAAACAAAAAACUGAAAAUUCAAUAUCAAAAAUUUCUACUCAAAUAAUAAAUAAAGAUAGCAAUUUUGAUAAUUUACCUAUUAGUAUUUGGAGAACAUAUUUCAUUGCAAAUAAAUGGUUAAAUCUUCAAACAAAAAGAAAAAUAAAUAUUAUGAUACAAUUACUUGCUGUUCUAUGUAUUUUUCAGAUAAUACAAUUGUGUCCAUGGAUUAUUGGAAUACCGGAAUUAACAUCUAUAUUUUCUGAAAACAAUUAUGAUUUUAUUUUGUAUUACACAAUAUGUACCUUAAUAUAUAUUUUAAUUUAUUGUAUUCACUGGUUGGUAUCUAUUGUAUUUUUUGAACAAUGUAUUACAAACAGAAUGCAAGAAUUUGUAAAUUUAUGUUCGGUUGCAAAUAUUAGUGUAUUUAUUUUACCAUUUAAUUAUUAUGGUUUCUAUAUUCAUGGAAGAUCAGUACAUGGAUUUGCAGAUACAGAUUUACCUACUUUAAUUAAUAAUUUGCAAAUGGAAAAAAAUAAUUUGUGUGCACACAGAGGUCUUGUUCCAGGCACAACUCAACAAACAUUUAUAUUAUACUUAACAAAAACUUUCAGGAUUACUUUCAACAAAAACUUGAAAUUAACAAACAUUAAACGACAUAAUUUUAUAAAUAAUUUCUAUUCUGCAACUACAAAUUGGGAAUAUAUAUUUAAUAAUCAAUUGAAAAUAAAACAGUUCUUAUGUAAAUUUGUAGAUCAUUGCAUAGAAAAUGAGGAUUAUAUUAUUAAAGAACAGCAUUUCUUAGAGAAAUUAUUCAAUAUAUUUUUUUACAAUGAAGAGAAAUCAAUUUUCUAUAUUGAUAACAAUUAUUCUUUUAAUCAAGUAUUAUUAUAUGGAAAUGAAUGGUUAUUUGCAACAUUUGAAAUUUCAAUAUUUAUUCUCAUCAUUGUGUUGUGUAAUAAUAGUACAUUAGCCAUUGUAGUAACAAUAUUAGUAUCAACAUUGUUAACUCUAAUAGUGAAACAAAGUGGUAAAAAAAAUAUAAGUAAUCACAUAUUAUUAAAUAGAAUAUUUUUUACGUAAAUAAUUAA
Apis mellifera (honey bee) is the source of this 2756-nucleotide messenger RNA. Its product is annotated as meckelin. The transcript is spliced from 12 exons. Gene Ontology annotation, biological process: cilium assembly. The record is from RefSeq and is a predicted model, not a curated record. Gene Ontology annotation, cellular component: ciliary transition zone; MKS complex. Lineage: Eukaryota; Metazoa; Arthropoda; Insecta; Hymenoptera; Apidae. The coding region runs from base 1 to 2748 and encodes 915 amino acids.